Molecule: messenger RNA, 1238 nt
Organism: Drosophila biarmipes
Lineage: Eukaryota; Metazoa; Arthropoda; Insecta; Diptera; Drosophilidae
Exons: 1
Coding region: 181-957 (258 amino acids)
Source: RefSeq, a predicted model, not a curated record
CCCAGUAGGACUGCCUUUCCCUCAGUCUUGCCAACAGCUCCAAGGGGAGCACAUCUUAACGAAAAAAUGCGGUGCGGUCAGUAGUGUUCCUGCAAAAUUCAAUGACAAAAUUUCUCGCGGCUUUUCACCCCUUUUAGACCAAAAUUAUUUAGUUCUUAAUCGAAACAAACCAAAAUCACGAUGUUGGCAAAGAGUAUUACGCUGAAUUCGAUCUCGAACGUGCUGCAAAAGCAGGUUUCUGGCCUGUUGCUCUCGUCAACCUGUCGUCAGUUCAGCUCGGAGGGCAGUUUGCACUCGGACGAUGGCUACCCCAAGUUCACGAAGCGCAAGGACCUGAAGCCCAUGGAGAAAAAGGACAGGUCCAAGGUGUACGAUGCCUGCUGGCAGUCGAUGCGCCGCACCGAGUACAAGUGCCGCUCGGACCCGGAGUUCAACGUGCACGCCUUCGUGGAUGCCCGCAAACAGUGCCUGGCCGAUCCCUGCGCCACCGAGAUGCUGCCCAUGGACAUCACCCACUACAAGCCGCAGGACAUGGCCAAGAGGCGCUAUCCCCGCACCUGGUUCGAGUGCAUAGUCAAGCGGCGCAAGCGAAAGGCCCACUGCGUGCCCAUAGCGCCUCCGAUGCCGCGGCGCAAGAGGAAGUCGAGCAAGGCCAAGUGCCCCGAGGAUCUGUGUGUCCUGGGGAAACUGGAGCUCCAUCUCACGGAACCCUGCACCCUGAUGAAGGUCACGAAGUGUCCGCGCUUCAAGAUGCCCAACUGCUGUGUGGCCGCCCGCAACCCGCCCAAGUGCCGUCGACCCUUCAGGAGGUGCGGCAGCCGUCGAAAGACCAAGUAUCCCAGUUUCUCCGAGUGCAAGCGGGAUCCCUUCCCGGACGCCCGGCCCAUCGAGUGCAACUGCCUGCUCAAGCCGGCCAUCUGCGAGAUGUGGCGGCACUACCGCCGUCGGAACGGCUGAUCGCUGACCACCUGUUGGUUUUUUAAAUUCCCGGACGCCGGAUGACGGGGUAACCCCUCAUCGGUGUCUGCUUUUACCACAUUAGGACCUACCAAAAUUGAUGUUUUACCGAAGCCUACCGCAUGCAAAAAUGCCUAAUGCUCUCGCCCGUUUGCUUUUUUUGGAGCACUUUGGUAAUUCUAUUCAAAAAAGUCGUUUCGUCAUACUCGUAUUAAAAAUUAAUACAAAUUGUUAACCUAUAUUAGAAACAUUUUAAAAAUUAAACAGAGUACGAGUAUUAA